GAUGAAAAAUGUUCAGGGACUUGAAAUCUAUGAGUGUGCGCUAUUUGGUGCAGAUCCAAAUCAAAAUCUGGAUCUAGUGAAUUUAACGGUGGUUUCAUAGGGGGACUGUCUGGGCCUUGGUGGAGGUUCCUUGGGAAGAAAUUAACUCAGUACAUUUAAACAAUUCUGCAACUGAAUACAAUUUUGAAGUACCUGUGUACAUUUGAUAUAGGUGUACAUCAAGUAAUUCAAUUUUAAAGUAUUUUAUAUUUCCAUUCUACAACAUUUCAGAGGCAAACACUGCAGUUGUUCUUACUUCAGUUCACUUGUUUGAAAGAUAUAAUGACAAGUGACAGAACAGACAAAGACCAACUCAUGAUGAUCCCAGUGAUAUUGUAGUUUAUAAAAGCAAUGUAGGAGGCGUUCAGCUGCCACUAGAGGGCGACACAGGAGGAGAGGAAAGCUUGAAAUCCGCGAAGAAGAAAGGGUUUACACGUGUUUCAGGAGCCCUCACGGAUUUAUCUGCUAUUACUGUCAACUUCGUGUUUGUGGAUCUUCAAACGGAGCAAAAAUGCCGAAGGUGAAAGCGGAGAAGAAAAGCAGGCAGCACCAGGAAGUCAAGAACCAAGGGAUCAUGUUCAACACCGGCAUCGGCCAGCACAUCCUGAAGAAUCCCCUGGUUGUCAAUAGUAUCAUUGAAAAGGCUGCUCUCAGGCCGACAGACGUGGUUCUGGAGGUGGGACCCGGUACCGGAAACAUGACGGUGAAACUGCUGGAGAAGGCUAAGAAGAUUUCAUCACCGUUUGUCUUCAAGCUCCUGCUUCACCGACCUUUCUUCAGGUGUGCCGUGUUGAUGUUCCAGAGAGAGUUUGCCAUGCGGCUGGUCGCCACACCGGGAGACAAGCUGUACUGCCGCCUGUCCAUCAACACACAGCUCCUGGCUCGUGUCGACCACCUCAUGAAGGUGGGGAAGAAUAAUUUCCGUCCUCCUCCAAAAGUGGAGUCAAGUGUCGUCAGGAUAGAACCGAAAAAUCCCCCCCCUCCAGUUAACUUCCAGGAGUGGGACGGCCUGGUCAGAAUAGCUUUCGUGAGGAAAAACAAAACACUCAGUGCAGCUUUCAAGUCAACUGCUGUGGAACAGCUGCUGGAAAAGAACUACAGAAUUCACUGCUCUGUGCACAAUGUGGAAGUGCCCACAGACUUCAGCAUCGCCAAGAAGAUUGAGAGCGUGUUGCAGGAGGUAGAUUUCAGUGAGAAGAGAGCCCGGUCCAUGGAUAUCGAUGACUUCAUGGUACUGCUGCACGCCUUCAACUCCGCAGGAAUCCACUUUUCUUAA
Molecule: messenger RNA, 1315 nt
Organism: Hippoglossus stenolepis (Pacific halibut)
Lineage: Eukaryota; Metazoa; Chordata; Actinopteri; Pleuronectiformes; Pleuronectidae
Product: probable dimethyladenosine transferase
Exons: 10
Coding region: 551-1315 (254 amino acids)
Biological process (GO): rRNA methylation
Cellular component (GO): mitochondrial matrix
Molecular function (GO): rRNA (adenine-N6,N6-)-dimethyltransferase activity
Source: RefSeq, a predicted model, not a curated record